Molecule: messenger RNA, 2169 nt
Organism: Symbiodinium pilosum
Lineage: Eukaryota; Dinophyceae; Suessiales; Symbiodiniaceae
Source: the annotation of a GenBank genome assembly
AUGAACGAGUACGACUCUGCGCGUAUGCAUGACGUGCUGCGCGAGCAGGGUGAUUACGAGUUGGUUACUGAUGAGAACGAGGCGGACGUUAUCCUGCUCAACACCUGUUCGAUACGGGAAAAAGCACAGGAAAAAGUCUUCCAUCAGCUGGGCCGCUGGCAAUCGCUGAAAAAAGCCAACCCGGACCUUGUCAUUGGUGUUGGCGGCUGUGUGGCGAGCCAGGAAGGGGAUGCCAUACGUGCUCGAGCGCCUUAUGUAGAUAUGGUGUUUGGUCCGCAGACCAUCCACCGCCUGCCACAGAUGGUGGAUGCUGCGAAAGUACAGAAGCUGCCGGUGGUAGACGUCACGUUCCCGGAAGUGGAAAAGUUUGAUCUUCUGCCUGAGCCGAAGAUGGAUGGCCCCGCAGCAUUUUUGUCCAUCAUGGAAGGCUGCAGUAAAUAUUGCUCGUUCUGCGUUGUACCUUAUACACGCGGCGAAGAAGUCAGUCGAUCAGUUGAUUCGGUCAUGCAGGAAGUUGUUGCUCUGGCCAGGCAGGGUGUUCGCGAAAUACACCUGUUAGGGCAGAAUGUGAACUCCUAUCGGGGGGCAAUUGACGAUGACUUUGCCGAUCUGGCUGAGUUAAUACACUACGUCGCGGCAGUAGAGGGUGUCGAUCGGAUACGCUUUACAACGUCGCACCCACUGGAUUUUUCCGACACGCUGAUUCAGGCCUAUGCUGAAGUGCCGGAGUUGGUUGAUCAUCUGCAUCUACCGGUACAAUCUGGCUCUGAUCGUAUUCUCCAGGCGAUGAAACGCGGUCAUACGCGUGCCGAUUACGUAGAAAAAAUUGCUCGACUGCGCGAAGUCAGACCCAAUAUCAGUUUAUCUUCUGACUUUAUCAUCGGUUUUCCUGGCGAAACCCAGGCCGACUUUGAUGACACCAUGGCGUUAAUAGAAGAGAUUGGCUUUGAUGUUUCUUUCAGCUUUAUUUACAGCGCCAGACCGGGAACGCCUGCUGCGGCACUGCCUGACGAAACGCCUGAGGCGUUGAAAAAGGCCUGGCUGCAGCAGUUGCAGAGCCGUAUCCGUGAGCAGGCUGAGGAGAUUUCACAGCAGAUGGUCGGCACACGGCAGAAGUUGUUGGUUACUGGGGUAUCGAAAAAAGAUGCCAGCCAGCUGGCUGGUCGAACGGAAAACAACAGAGUUGUAAAUUUCACGGGUGACCAGAAUCUGGUCGGCGAGUUUGUGGAAGUUGUGGUGACUGAAGCGCUGCCGAAUUCUCUUCGUGGCGAACAGGUCAGUGGACCUGAGCCUCGAGUAGAAGCCGCCGCGGCGCUGCUACAUCAGCUGUAUAGAGAGACCCACGACCGGGACACCAUUGAUCCUGAUUUUGUGCAUCUGUAUCUGCAGGAAGCCGGGGUUGAAGCCCUGGUGCAGAACACUCCGGUUACGCAAAGCAAAGCCCAUCAGGGUGGUGAUGAUUCCGCUGAGUUGAUCAUCCGAACUUUUAAAAAGCCGAUUAAACCGCGCGGUGGUAAUCAGCAGGCUUAUACACGUUUGAUACGAGCACACGACAUUAAUUUCGGGAUAGGCCCAGCCGGUACCGGUAAAACAUUUCUUGCUGUGGCGUGCGCUGUGGAGGCCCUGGAAGCGCAGCGUGUGUCACGUAUUCUUCUGGUCAGGCCGGCAGUGGAAGCUGGUGAGAAGUUAGGGUUUUUACCUGGGGACCUGGCGCAGAAAAUCGACCCCUACCUGCGCCCGCUAUAUGACGCAUUGUAUGAAAUGAUGGGUAUUGAGCGGGUAACCAAGUUUAUUGAGCGGAACAUUAUUGAGGUCGCACCGCUUGCUUAUAUGCGCGGGCGAACGCUCAAUAACGCUUUUAUCAUUCUCGAUGAAAGUCAGAACACCACAGUGGCGCAGAUGAAAAUGUUUCUGACGCGCAUCGGCUUUGGCUCUACCGCGGUGAUUACCGGUGAUAUUACUCAGAUAGACUUGCCUCGGGGCGAGCGCUCCGGGUUGGUAAAUGUGCGUAAUGUGCUGCGCAAUAUAGACGGUAUCAGCUUUACUCAUUUUAGCUCUAAAGACGUGGUUCGGCAUCCUCUGGUGCAACGUAUUGUUGAUGCUUAUGCUGCUGCCGAAAGUCGUGCUGAUGCGGAUAACGGUCGAGAUGCCAAUCGUUCUGCAAGUUGA